Molecule: messenger RNA, 1431 nt
Organism: Alternaria atra
Lineage: Eukaryota; Fungi; Ascomycota; Dothideomycetes; Pleosporales; Pleosporaceae
Exons: 2
Coding region: 1-1431 (476 amino acids)
Biological process (GO): proteolysis
Molecular function (GO): metallodipeptidase activity
Source: RefSeq, a predicted model, not a curated record
AUGGCACACCUCGACCCAUACUUCAAGCAGGUAGAUGACUUGCAAAGCAACUUUAUUGAGAGGCUGAGGGAGGCGGUUGCUAUCCCCAGUAUCAGUUCCGAGGACCAGAGGAGACCUGAUGUCGUCAAGAUGGGCCACUGGUUGGCGGACCAAAUCAAGGCGCUUGGUGGUACCGUUGAACUCCGCGAGCUCGGAAAGCAGCCUGGUCGCGAGCACCUCGACCUCCCACCGUGCCUUCUCGGACGCUAUGGAGACGACCCGAAGAAGCUGAAUGUCCUCGUUUAUGGUCACUACGAUGUACAGCCUGCGAACAAAUCCGACGGUUGGGCCACUGACCCUUUCACUCUGACCAUCGACGACAAGGGCCGCAUGUACGGACGCGGUAGUACAGAUGACAAGGGCCCAGUUCUUGGCUGGUUGAACGCGAUCGAGGCACACCAGAAGGCAGGUGUAGAGCUACCAGUAAACCUGGUCAUGUGCUUCGAGGGCAUGGAAGAGAACGGAUCAGAGGGUCUGGACGACACCAUUCGUGCUGAGGCCAAGAAGUUCUUCAAGGACGUAGAUGUCGUUUGUAUCUCGGACAACUACUGGCUGGGAACCGAGAAGCCAUGCUUGACAUACGGUGUCCGUGGAUGCAACUACUACCAAGUUGAGGUCUCUGGCCCUGGUCAAGAUCUGCACUCUGGUGUUUACGGCGGAAUGACACAUGAGCCCAUGACCGACUUGGUUCGUAUCAUGAACUCGUUUGUCGACCCUGACGGCAAGAUUCUUAUCAAGGGUGUUGACGAUCUUGUUGCUCCGCUUACCGAGCAGGAAGCUGCACUUUACCCACCCAUCGCAUUCACCAUGGACGGUCUACGGGAGUCACUAGGUGGUGAAGUCACAAUUCACGACAACAAGGAGGAUGCGCUGAAGUCCAAGAUGCGAUACCCUUCGUUAUCACUUCACGGUAUCGAGGGCGCUUUCUACUCCGAGGGCGCGAAGACUGUCAUCCCUGCUAAGGUCAUUGGAAAGUUCUCUAUUCGCACAGUACCAAACAUGGAGAUCGACCCUGUCACGAAGCUGGUCGAGAAGCACGUAAAUGACGAGUUUGCUAAACUGAAGUCGAAGAACAAGAUGAAGUUCAGCGUGGUUCACUGCGGAAAGUGGUGGGUAGAGGACCCCAACCACCCCAACUACACGGCCGCUGCCAAGGCUGUCGAGCGUGUCUUUGGUGUGAAGCCAGACAUGACCCGAGAAGGUGGUAGCAUUCCUGUCACAUUGACCUUCCAAGAAGAGCUUGGCAAGAACGUCUUGUUGCUGCCAAUGGGUAGCUCGACUGACGCUGCUCACUCGAUAAACGAGAAGCUCGACAAGAGGAACUACAUUGAGGGCACCAAGCUACUGGGAGCAUACCUGCAUUACGUUGCAGGAGAGAUGAAGCGCGAAUAG